AUGUUCAUUUACUUACUCAAGCUGACUGAUCAAGAAGAUUUAACCUACGGUUUAUAUAUAUAUUUGACCCAGUUUUGUGGAUUAAUUAAAAUCAUGUGUUUUCUGGUGAACAAUAACCAUUUUCAAAAGUUGAUUGAACGCGCCGAACAUUUUCAGUUGGAGAAUGAAUUCGAAGAAAAAUUGGUACGACAACGCAUUCACUUCUUCUUCAAAGUAGCCGUGUUUUAUUACGCUAUGGCGAUGACAGCCAUCCAUACGACAGAGCUGAUGGCCAUUUUUGCUGAACCGGCUGAAUUGCCAUAUAUCUCAUGGUAUCCGUACUUGGAUUGGGAACACAAUAGACAAGACUAUUGGAUGGCCAUCAUCUAUCAAUACAUCUCCAUCAAUUCAUCCACUCUCUUGAAUAUCACAGUUGACAUAAUGUUCAGCCUACUUCUAUUCAUUCUGAGCAUCGAAAUUGAGCUGAUCGGACUACGAUUUUCUAAAAUGGGUCAUGUUCAUGGAGAAAACGGCCGUUUUGAAGAAGGACCUGAAAGUGAAUUAGCGUUCGAAACAAAGCAAUUUGAUAUACUCAAAAAGAAUAUCAUUUUACAUCGGGAGGCGAUUGCAUUCAAAUGCACGUUAGAAGAAUGCUUAAACUUGCCGUUCUUUGUUCAAAUUUUGGCUAGCGCUUUUGUCAUUGCAUCUAUCAUCAAUGCGAUGGCACAUGAUACACAAUUUGCUCUGCCUUACAUCUUUGGCGCCGUUGCGUUGAUUACGCAAAUUUUCUUACCAUGUUUCUUCGCUAACAAAGUGAUUAUUCAAUGUUCUGAAUUAUCCUACAGAGUUUACGAAUCGAAUUGGAUUGUGAUGUCGAAUUCAAGGCACUUCGGUAUCAGAUUCAAACAGUGUAUCAUGAUUCUGUUUGAACGACUCAAGACUAAUACCGAAAUCAUUGUGGGCAUAAUUAUUCCUCUCAGUCUUGCUACAUUCACUUCGGUAAAACGAAUAUUUACUUUCCCAAUUAAAUAA
Sitodiplosis mosellana (orange wheat blossom midge) is the source of this 1011-nucleotide messenger RNA. Its product is annotated as odorant receptor 33b-like. Gene Ontology annotation, biological process: sensory perception of smell; detection of chemical stimulus involved in sensory perception of smell. NCBI's taxonomy places the organism in Eukaryota, Metazoa, Arthropoda, Insecta, Diptera, Cecidomyiidae. The transcript has 2 exons. Gene Ontology annotation, cellular component: plasma membrane. The record is from RefSeq and is a predicted model, not a curated record. Gene Ontology annotation, molecular function: odorant binding; olfactory receptor activity. The coding region runs from base 1 to 1011 and encodes 336 amino acids.